This is a messenger RNA of Manihot esculenta (cassava), 1482 nucleotides long. RefSeq lists its product as uncharacterized. Bases 154 to 1425 code for a protein of 423 amino acids. The record is from RefSeq and is a predicted model, not a curated record. Lineage: Eukaryota; Viridiplantae; Streptophyta; Magnoliopsida; Malpighiales; Euphorbiaceae. The transcript is spliced from 7 exons.
CUUGCUACACAAAACAAUUCUUACAGAACAAAGCAUUUGCCUGCUUCCUCUCCGCCCCAUGUAACAGAUGUCCUCCUAAUCCAAUGACCUAAUGAAUAUUUGUUUUGAGCGCCAAAAUUACCCUUCUCCAAGUCUUGCGGCAUAAGAUGAGAGAUGACGUCAACAAUCGGAUGGUAUGGACCGCUCAUCGAUCUCUCCAAAGCAACUUCUCACAUCGGCGACUUCGUUCAGCUUCUCGUUUUUGUUCACCGUUGCAAUCCCGUUCAGUAUAAGCUAUCAACAGGCGGUGAAGUAAUCAGGACGGACAUUCAGGUUGGCGAUGAUACGCUACCGUUUUUCUCCGUCUCACUGUGGCAAAAGCAAUUGGCAGCUAAGGCAGUUGCCGGUGAUGUCAUAUUGCUGCAAAAUGUCAAAAUCACUAAAUUUGGAUGUGUCGUUGACGCCAGAACUGUCCAGUUUUCUUCCUUAAUAUGUCUCAUCCAUCCUUAUGAUUUGCUUAUCUCAAAAGGUGUUGAUGACUUAAUGGGCGAAUCUCGAGUGGGGAAAACAACUAUGGAAAAGUUUGUGAAGGUAAUAAAAUGGGUGCAGCGAGCUGGAUCUUCUCUUCACCACAUUCGACUCAGCAACUUUGAGAAGAGGCAGCUUCCAAGGAACUGGAUAGUACCAGAACAGAGUGAACUUCGGGACUUCUUCCUGCUCUCAGAAGUAUUACACCUAAGGAAUUCUUGUAAGGCAGUCUUUAAUGCAUCUGUAGGUGAAAUUUUCCUACCAAUUACCUGGAGAGCACUUGGUGAUUCUGAUAAGGAAAAGAUGUUUGUCAGCAGAAGAAUAACCAAUGUUGAAGAUAGUAAUUUAGUGGAAGAUUUUACUUGUAUUGGCUGUCAGUUAUGUGGUUCUCCUUUGGAUUCAGAGAAUGGGCAUAUAUUCAAUCAAAACUCCAUUCCACUCUAUUGCCCGAAAAGCUCAGAUCACCUUCACGUUGUUAGCUUGAUAUAUAGGCCCCUCAUGUUGUAUGUGUGGGAUGAAUCAGAAUACCUGCCACUACUCAUAAGAAACAAGGCUGCAGAGCUCUUGUUUGGAAACAUCAAGGCUGAGAGAGUAUAUUCUUGCUAUAGAGGGCAAAAGACUGGUCAAAACUGUGAUCAGAAAAAUCAUUGCACAGAGACUAUACCUAAAGCUACUGGGAAAGCAGUGGUGGAUUCUUGCCCAUCAGGUGCAGAUGAGAGCCAACAAGUUGCGGGGAAGCACAAUCAUCAUAAAAACGUAGACUUGCACCUGGUUUGGUUGAUUGUCCUAAAGAUGCUAUUGCAACAAGGGAAGAACAGUCCUUUGAAGUUUGAAGUAACUGUAGAUACCAGUUUAGAGGUCGAAAAUGGAAGGUUUGAAAUGGUAUCUGUGUCUAUUCCUUGCAUGAGAACCAGAUAGUAAUAUUGAAGUUCAUUUAAGAUGAAAAAUGUAGAAAUUCAAAAAUGUUUUGCCCCA